AUGCUCGAUCUGUCACCACCGGGGUACUCCCAGCCACUGGAAACACUACCACUGUACGAGCCGUCCAUCGAUCUACAAGGAUUAGCGUUGGUCAAGACUGAAUUCAUCACCCCGUACCAAUCUAACAACGGAGUCCGAGCUUGGAAACCAGUGAUUUUGCAAGUAAACUCAACGCAGCUCAAAAUGUACAGCUUAAACACCGACAAGAAGUUGCAAGAUUUGAUUGUGAAUCUCUACUUUGAACUAAACAACCUCAAGGAACUCACUAUUGACUUGAACACGGAGUACAAGAGAAACAACGGGGUCGAUUUCAGCUUUGGAAGAGUUGCCACCCGCAACGGCGGCUUCAAUGUCGAUGACUUGUUCUCGGGUGAUGCCUACGAUGGUGGGUUCAGCACAAACUCCGACGUCUCAAAGACGUUGUUCAACGAUUCCAAAAUCAACAAGUUUCGUAAUAAACUCAAGUCGCAGAAGAACCAGAAAAUCAUGAACCAAUUGAAGAACUACUAUCCUCAGUUGAAGAAUAACCAAUUUCUCUUUGAACCAUCAAGCAUACCUAAAGAGCACACAAAUCUAGACAAGUACAAGGGCAUGUUGAUCCACAGCUAUUCCUUGUCCAAUUUGCAAAUUGGUGAAGCGCCUUCUUUGAACCAACUUAUAUCAGCAAUGUACAAAGAAGACCAAGCCGAAUCUUCCAUGGCCAACAAUUCGUCACUAGUUAAAUACAAAAACACAUUGCGAUUGCGAAUAGAGUACAAGCAGAUUUUGCUCCAGUUUUGGUCUUUCCAUAGCAUGGUUACUUGGUUUAGAAACUUGACCAUCGGGCGAGAUUUGAGCGUGCCCUUGGAGUACAGAACGGUAAGCAAAUUGAAAUCGAUACCUAGCCGGUAUAGUAGCCGCAACAAUGCGCUAUUGGCUGCAACCGCAGCUGCCGCUGGUUAUGGAAGAGGACACAGUCUAGAUAAUAAUCAUAAUAAUAGCAACAACAACAACAACACCACCGUGAUGGGAGAUGAAUUCAUGUCGUCGGGGCCACUGUCAUUCAUGCUCUCCACAGCAGCGCAACAGCAGCUCCUAAGUCACAAGGACGACGGAACAAGUGCAUCGCUAUCAGAUGCAAGUUCGGUAUUUGAUGCAAGCGAACGGCGAAGCUCCAUGGUAUCCUCCUCUUCAGCCACAUCGAUGGAAAACUCGGGGGCAUUAGUCGUUGUCAUCAACAAUUUCAAGUUUGUGUCCAAGGAUAAUUUAUACACCACCGUGGAAAAGCAAUACAUCUCCAACUGUAUACCCAAUCUCAAUUCGUUCGACAAGUGGAAUGGCAAAUUGGUCACUAUAAGCAACGUGGAGUGCUUCUUGAGAGACGAAAGAAGCUACAAGAACAAAAACGAUGUUUUCAUCAGCUACUCGGCCUUGGGAGACUUGGUCACCUUGUUUGACCGGAAAUUCCCCCACAAUGAAACGCAAGGUGAAGGUGAAGCUGCAGUCCACCCCCAGCAUAACAAACUCUGCGAAACAAGAACUUUUUUGAUCCAUCAAAACGGACUAGUUGGAGUGCACUAA
Molecule: messenger RNA, 1560 nt
Organism: Lodderomyces beijingensis
Lineage: Eukaryota; Fungi; Ascomycota; Pichiomycetes; Serinales; Debaryomycetaceae
Source: the annotation of a GenBank genome assembly